ACGACUGUCUUCCCGAACGCCCCUUCUGCACGCACCCCGGGCCGGUCUCCUGACCCAGCGAUGGAUUCACCUGUGAACCUAACCUAUUUUUUUCUCUCCACCCCCGCCCCUUCGGAGACCAACCGCAGCAGCCUUGACGCCGAAGACCCGCGCCCCAGCCCGCCCCUCCACUCUGUCUUUGGUGUGCUUGUUCUGACCUUGCUGGGCUUUCUGGUAGCUGCGACGUUCUCCUGGAACCUCCUGGUACUGGCGACCAUCCUCCGUGUGCGCACCUUCCACCGGGUUCCGCACAACUUAGUAGCGUCCAUGGCCAUCUCGGACGUGCUCGUGGCGGCUCUGGUCAUGCCGCUGAGCCUGGUGCAUGAGUUGUCCGGCCGGCGCUGGCAGCUGGGUCGGCGGCUGUGCCAGCUGUGGAUCGCGUGCGACGUGCUCUGCUGCACCGCCAGCAUCUGGAAUGUGACCGCCAUCGCGCUGGACCGCUAUUGGUCCAUCGCGCGUCACCUGGAAUACACGCCCCGCGCCCGCAAGCGCAUCUCCAAUGUUAUGAUCGUGCUCACCUGGGCACUCUCCGCGGUGAUCUCGCUGGCGCCGCUGCUCUUCGGCUGGGGGGAGACGUACUCGGAGCGCAGCGAGGAGUGCCAGGUGAGCCGCGAGCCCUCCUACACCGUGUUCUCCACCGUGGGCGCCUUCUACCUGCCGCUCUGCGUGGUGCUCUUCGUGUACUGGAAGGUCUACAAGGCCGCCAAGCUCCGCGUGGGCUCCAGGAAGACCAACAGCGUCUCACCCUGGCCGGAGGCUGCGGAGGCAAAGACCCCUGCGCAGCAGCCCCAGAUGGUGUUCACCGUCCGCCACACCACUGUCACCUUCCAGACAGAAGGGGACACGUGGAGGGAACAGAAGGAGCAGAAAGCUGCCCUGAUGGUGGGCAUCCUCAUCGGGGUGUUCGCGCUCUGCUGGCUGCCCUUCUUCACCACGGAGCUCAUCGGCCCUCUCUGCUCCUACGACAUCCCCGCCGUCUGGAAGAGCAUCUUCCUUUGGCUCGGCUACUCCAACUCCUUCUUCAACCCGCUCAUCUACACAGCGUUCAACAAGAACUAUAACAGCGCCUUCAAGAACUUCUUUUCUAGGCAACACUGAGCGUGAGGCCUGGGCAGGAAGGGACAAGAUCCUCGAACUCAGUGAAAUUUCCAGCUCCGUCUGCUUCCCCGUCCCUACCCAUGGACCCCUUCCACAUGCAAGAGGCACGUCCUCCAGGCUCUCCUGGGUCAUCUGCAGAACUAGCCCUCACUUCCCCACUCCUAGGUAGGAAUGUGGUCUUCAUAGGCAGUUUGGGUGCCCUUUUUUUUUCUUUUUCUUUUACAAUUUUUUUAAA
Neogale vison (American mink) is the source of this 1372-nucleotide messenger RNA. It is a transcript of the gene HTR5A, whose product is annotated as 5-hydroxytryptamine receptor 5A. Gene Ontology annotation, cellular component: plasma membrane. Gene Ontology annotation, molecular function: G protein-coupled serotonin receptor activity. NCBI's taxonomy places the organism in Eukaryota, Metazoa, Chordata, Mammalia, Carnivora, Mustelidae. Gene Ontology annotation, biological process: adenylate cyclase-activating adrenergic receptor signaling pathway. The coding region runs from base 61 to 1137 and encodes 358 amino acids. The transcript is spliced from 2 exons. The record is from RefSeq and is a predicted model, not a curated record.